AGCUCGCUGUGCACCAAAUACCCAGUUUAUUCAGCGCCAGCCCGGGUUUCACACGCAGAACAGCCGGUCUUCAGGAGUUCAGACCCGACAGGAGACAGCGGACUAUCAGAAUGGUGCUGUUGGCUGCAGCGGUGUGCACCAAGGCUGGGAAGGCUCUGGUGUCCCGGCAGUUUGUGGAGAUGACUCGUACGCGGGUAGAGGGUCUGCUGGCCGCCUUCCCGAAGCUGAUGAACACGGGGAAGCAGCACACGUUUGUGGAGACAGAAAGCGUGCGCUACGUCUACCAGCCUCUGGAGAAGCUCUACAUGGUGCUGGUCACCACCAAGAACAGCAACAUCCUGGAGGACCUGGAGACACUCCGCCUCUUCUCACGGGUGAUUCCCGAGUACUGUCGCGUGCUGGAGGAGAGCGAAAUCUCAGAGCACUGCUUUGACCUCAUCUUCGCCUUCGAUGAGAUCGUCGCCCUUGGUUACAGAGAGAAUGUCAACCUGGCGCAGAUCAGGACCUUCACAGAGAUGGACUCUCACGAGGAGAAGGUGUUCCGUGCUGUCAGAGAGACUCAGGAACGGGAGGCGAAGGCUGAGAUGAGGCGGAAAGCGAAGGAGCUGCAGCAGGCACGACGAGACGCUGAGCGGGGGAAGAAGUCUCCAGGCUUUGGUGGAUUUGGCAGCAGCAGUAGCAGCAGCAGCAGCACAGCCAUCAUAACAGACACUCUGAUCGAGCCAGAGAAACCCAAACCCACUCCAGCACCUGCCAGGCCCAGCGGUCCCAGCAAAGCCCUUAAACUGGGUGCCAGAGGAAAAGAAGUGGACGACUUUGUGGACAAGCUUAAAUCUGAGGGCGAGAACAUCAUCCUGCCCAACACUGGCAAAAGACCUUCUGAUGCUACCAAGUCUCUGCCUGCUCCUGUUAACACAGAGAGUGUGCACCUGCGAGUUGAAGAGAAAAUUACACUGACAUGCGGGCGUGACGGAGGACUGCAGAACAUGGAGGUGCUGGGCAUGAUCACACUCCGGGUGUCUGAUGAUAAGAACGGGCGAAUCAGACUUCUUAUCAACAACAACGACAAGAGGGGCGUCCAGCUGCAGACUCAUCCCAACGUGGACAAAAAGCUGUUCACAGCUGAUUCAAUAAUCGGACUGAAGAACCCAGACAAGUCCUUCCCUCUGAACAACGAUGUGGGCGUGCUGAAGUGGAGACUACAGUCUACAGACGAGUCUCUCAUACCGUUAACAAUAAACUGCUGGCCCUCAGAAAGUGGAUCUGGCUGUGAUGUUAAUAUAGAGUACGAGCUGCAGGAGGAUUCCUUGGAACUUAAUGAUGUUGUUAUCUCGAUCCCCAUACCGUCGGGGGUGGGUGCUCCUGUGAUUGGUGAUCUGGAUGGAGAGUAUCGGCACGACAGCAGACGGAACGUUCUGGAGUGGUGCCUCCCUGUGGUGGACAUGAAGAACAAGACGGGCAGUCUGGAGUUUAGCAUAGCUGGUCAGCCCAAUGACUUCUUUCCUGUUAACGUCUCCUUUGUCUCCAAGGGCAACUACUGUGACAUUCAGGUCUCUAAAGUGUAUCAGGUGGACGGGAACAGUCCGGUGCGGUUCUCCACAGAAACGUCGUUUGUUGUUGACAAGUACGAGAUCCUAUAAAUAGAAAAAAGCCAACGAGAAGCUUGAAAAAAACAACUUUCAAAGGAAGUGAUUCAGUGAACUGAACUCAUGAAUACAGAAACAGUACAGGCUAGAGUGAGGGAGAUGAUGGAAGCAGGAAGAGGUUGUGGAGAACCUUUUCGCCUUCAUCAGUACCUUAACAGGACUUGAACCUUUCUCCUUGUUUUUUUUUUUCCUCCAAAAAAUGAAAAAAGAAAAGAAAAAAGAUGGCCCUUUUUCACCGUGGCUGGCAGUGUUGGCUGUAUUUGUAUCUAUCUUUGUACAAAAGUGAAUAAUAAUAAUUCUAUAAAGGGAUUACAUGAUUCUGUACGAUGAGGAAAAGGACCAUCGCAGCCAAACCAAUCACGGUUUUCAACUGGAGACACCAAGCCAGUCUGAUAAUUUCAUCAUAUAAUAACAAUUUAUAUGACUCCACCUGGUGUUUAAUCAGUUGUAUAGAUGAUGAUGAUGAUGAUGAUGGAAUUGUAUUAAAGGUGGUUCUAACUUUAGCAUUAAGGGUAAGGGUAUUUGGGUAGUGUGAUUAUAUCUAUUAUAUCUAUUUUUUUCUAUUCUAAAACAUCCUGCUUGAGUUCUUCACUGACAUGCGGACUGGGAUUUUGCUCCAUAGAAGUUGUUGGAGUUCUCUUCCUCUUCUAAGACACGGUUAUGGGUCCUUGAUCUGUUCUGCGAUCAGUUCCUCUUGCGUUAGCAGGCCUGAACUGUGUGUUUUGAGAUGGACAUCAUUGUUUUGUCUGUGUCUGGUUCUGUCGUAUCUUUUGUCUGUAUUUUUAUAUAUAAUCUUUCAUCUGCUUUGAAGUGGUCUGCUGCACAAGCGUACGCUUGUAUCUGUGUUUCUUCUGUUUUGUCUACAUUAUCUUCACUCUUUCUUGUUUGUUUGAUUUUUUCUUUCUUUUUCUUUUUUUUUUUUGUCCCCUGCAAGCAUUUUGGACUCCCCCUUUCUGAAGUUACUGUUGUGGAGUCUCCAAAUAUUUCGUAACACUAGUCAGUGUGUCAUCUUUUUGAGUAGGAUGUGGAUUUUUACACCAGCAGAAGUGGAAGAAGGACAUUCAUGCAGUCGUGCAGACACACAUUACCGUUUUCAAACUACCUGGGGCCACUUUUUACGUGUAAUCUAGUGAGCAGAUGGUUUGGGUGCCUGUAGUUUGGGUGAUGGUUUUAGUCAGCUGUGGUGAAUUGUAGGCGCUGUGGUUACGUCAGACAUGUUCUGGUACUAAAAAAAGACCUAGAAGGAUGGGGAAGAGUUAUCUAAGUCAUCUAGCAAGACUUUUUUCUUCAUAUAUUUGAAAGAAAUGUUUGUUUCCCAUACACAGUGGUGCUGCAUCCCAACCAGUGUACUUUUAUUUUCAUAAAGGCUGAAUUGAUUGCAAGCUGAAACUAUCUAAAAAAAAAAAGAAAAGCAAAAGAAGGCAUGUCUAUAUAAAUCCUGACCCUUGGUUGUUUAUGACUGUGGUUGGGAUUGAAGUACUGAUUAGCAGGUUUCAGAUCAGGCCUGCGAAGCUUAAGCUCUAAAUCCGUUCCUCUUCCUUAAGCCCAAACUCUUGUGCAGAAGAAACACAAAAAGUUCCCGCCUGGAGUCGUCACUUCAUAAUUAAAUGAGAAGGGGAAAACUGAGAAGAAAUGCUAAAUGUUUUUGAGUUUUUGUUUCUUUGUACUGUCUGUUUUGUUGGAGUCAUAUUGCUGGUGGGAUGUGGAAAGCUAGAUCAGAAUUUCUUUUGUAACCCUGUAAAAUAGUGAAUAGGGUCAUGAUGAAUAACAUUCCAGUGUAAACUUAUUAAAGAAAUGAUUAAAGUGUAUAAAAAGA
Molecule: messenger RNA, 3462 nt
Organism: Astyanax mexicanus (Mexican tetra)
Lineage: Eukaryota; Metazoa; Chordata; Actinopteri; Characiformes; Acestrorhamphidae
Gene: arcn1a
Product: archain 1a
Exons: 10
Coding region: 111-1640 (509 amino acids)
Biological process (GO): retrograde vesicle-mediated transport, Golgi to endoplasmic reticulum; endoplasmic reticulum to Golgi vesicle-mediated transport; Golgi localization
Cellular component (GO): cytosol; COPI vesicle coat
Source: RefSeq, a predicted model, not a curated record